Messenger RNA from Macadamia integrifolia, 974 nucleotides. Its product is annotated as late embryogenesis abundant protein Dc3-like. Bases 227 to 724 code for a protein of 165 amino acids. The record is from RefSeq and is a predicted model, not a curated record. NCBI's taxonomy places the organism in Eukaryota, Viridiplantae, Streptophyta, Magnoliopsida, Proteales, Proteaceae. The transcript has 2 exons.
GGCUACUGUUCUCUAACCAUUGUUAGCCACGUGUCAUAUACGUGUCACGAAGCAUGACAAGCGUCACCCUUGUAAUAACCAUCAAUUUCUAUAAAUCUGCACGCACGAAAGCCUCACAGCUUCAUAACCAGAUUGAUCCGUUGACAUCGAAGUGUUUCAAACUUUCAACUUCGCGGAGCAUUUUUCAGUACAGAAAGUGUUUGACAAAUUUCCUGAAAGAGAGAAAAUGGCGUCCCACGAGGAAAGCAGAACCGGCCAAGCCACAGCCCGAGCCCAGGAAGAGAAAGAUAGGAUGAUGGAGAAGGCAAGAGAAGCCGGAGAAGGAGUGAAAGACAAGGCGCAAGAGGCGAAAGACAAGGGAAUGGAGAAAGCCCAAGCAGGGCAAGAGCGUGCGCGGGAGAGUAAGGACCAGACGGGAAGCUACCUCGGCGAGAAGACAGAGGCUGCCAAGCAGAAAGCCCAUGAGACAGCCGAGGCUGCACGACAGAAAGCGGAGGAAGCGAAAGAGACGGCGAGGCUGAAGACUGCGGAGGCUGCGGAGAAAGCCAAUGAGACGGGCCAGGCUGGGAAGGAGAAAACAGCUGGGAUACUGCAGCAGACUGGGGAGAAGCUGAAGGAGAUGGCGCAAGGUGCUGCUGAAACUGCUAAGCAGACACUUGGGAUGGCGGGUACUGAGGAAUCCGGAGAUGCACCCACCACAACUCGCACUAAUACGAGGGAAUGAUCAAGAAUAUCGAGUCUGAAUAAAGAAAGCAAGCUCUAAUUGAUAUAUGGCUAUAUAUAGCAGCUUUUAUUUCUAGUUUUUCUACUUUACUACUACUACUGCUGCUGCCAUGGUUGCUGCUACUGUGUGUUGUUUUAUGUUCUGUAUCUUUUUUUUUCUUUUUUGGUAGUGAAAUUCAAGGCAGGAGGAGAACUGUAACAAUCUCUUAAUUUGGUUUUGUCAUUUUAUGAAAUGCAAUCGUGGUUUUUAA